AUUACAGUAGGUAUAAUUUUCAAGAAAUCAUUUUAAUUACGCUUUUUAACAUAAUAAAUCCGGCAAUAUGCAAUUUCAAAAGGUAACUCACGUGUUAUUUGAUCUAGACGGUCUACUUCUAGAUUCUGAAAUAUUAUACACUGAAUCUUUCACGAGAGUUUGUGCUAAGUAUGGUAAAGAAUUCACGUGGGAACUGAAGUCAACCCUAUUGGGAUUUCAAGGCCAUGAGUGCGCAGAAAAAAUCACUAAGACUUUGAACCUACCUAUAACUAAAGAAGAAUUCAUGAAUGAAUGUAGCAAGAUCAAUGAGGUACUAUUUCCUACUGUACAGCUUAUGCCAGGAGCUGAAAAGUUGGUGAAACACCUACACAAACAUGGUGUACCCAUCGCAUUAGCCACUAGCUCAGGCAAAGAAAGUGUGGAAUUAAAGAUGCAGAACCAUAAAGAAAUACUUGGCUUGUUCCACCAUCUUACCAUGGGGCAAUCAGACCCAGAAGUUACCAAAGGAAAGCCAGACCCCAUAAUUUUCCAAGUCUGUGCUUCUAAAUUCCCUGAAAAACCAGUACCUGAAAAGUGCUUGGUAUUUGAGGAUGCAGUCAACGGUAUCAAAGCAGCAAAGGCAGCAAAUAUGCAAGUGGUGGUAGUCCCAGACCCUCGGGUGGACCCUGAACAGCUGAAGGAUGCCACAUUGGUCCUCAAGUCUUUAGAAGAAUUCCAGCCAGAGCUGUUUGGUCUACCUCCUUACAGUUCUUAAGGUAAUAAUAUAUUUUUAAUAUGGAGAUAAUGUUUUUAGUGCAAUAAUUAUAUUUGUACUUAGUACACAGUAAUUUUUUUGCAUAAAUGUACAUUUAAUUUUCUAUGAAUUUUACCAUGAGUACUUACAGAAAGUCUUUUAUAUGUUUUUAUAUUCAUAUUAUUACUGUCCACAAAGAAGUCACAAAUCCAACUGUAAACUUUGGGGUAGGAACUUGUUAACAAUCCUUACCUAACCAGUAUUAAACAAAUACUAACUUGUUUAUAGUUUGUUUAGUAAUUUUAAAGCACCUGUCGCAAAAAGUUUGUGCAUUGAAUCACUUGUAACAUUUUGUUGAAACCAAAGACUUCUGCCUACCACUAGACAAGUUGUUCGGAAUUAAACUAUCGAGGGAUAAAACCGGACAUAUCACGACAUACAAGAGUAUUAUUUGUAUAACUAACUUUAUAAACUAAUUUACUUGUUGAUCUGUAAAUGGGCAAUGUACAGCAUAUUCUGUCUAGCAGUACCUAGAAGUCUUUGGUUAGUAUACAUGUAUCUACUUCAGAGCUUCCAUUUGUGAGCUUUAUUAUUAUGAUGCUUUGUUCUUGUCUAAUUACGUCAUAGAUUGAUUAUUGUGAUAAAGGAGUACCUGCGAACUUCAAAUACUUGAGUUGUACAGUAACUGUAUUUAAUUUACUUUAAUGAAUUACCUAGUCAAAGGGCAUUUGAUGCCUGCUCUCUCUGG
Ostrinia nubilalis (European corn borer) is the source of this 1481-nucleotide messenger RNA. Its product is annotated as pseudouridine-5'-phosphatase-like. Lineage: Eukaryota; Metazoa; Arthropoda; Insecta; Lepidoptera; Crambidae. The coding region runs from base 68 to 754 and encodes 228 amino acids. The transcript is spliced from 4 exons. Gene Ontology annotation, molecular function: phosphatase activity. The record is from RefSeq and is a predicted model, not a curated record.